UCUAAUUAUACACCCAACAACAGAGAGAGAGGAAGACGGAGAGCGAGCCACAGAGUGAGGGAGAGGGAGCGCGUGGAACAUGGAGAGGAAGGAUGAUUACAAAUGGAAGAGAAGCUAAAAGUGCCACUCGGCAGCAAACACAGGCCUGCGAGGACGACACAAGACAGACAGGUGUGUGUGUGUGUGUGCGUGAGUGUGUGUGUGUGUGUGUGCGUGUGUGUUUGUGGAAAGUCGGCGCUCCUGUUGGACCUGAACAUGGAUGGAUAUUCUCUGUGAAGAUGGAUGCACAGGCAGACACAAAUGGAUGAAUGGAAAAACAUGCAAAUUGUGGCGACCUUGGAUCGGCGACAGUUGCCAAGAGACUAAUGGAGCCCGUGUCACAUGAUCACAACGCCACCUGUAGUUCUUCGGGAGUGUCGGUGUGAGUGACGAUCAGCUCGAGCCCAUGAGCUUCACAACAAACUCGGCUCUGGUCCCGGGUAGGGACAGCCUCCCGCUCAAGAAGAGGGACCAAAGACCAAGCUCGCCACUUCAGCAGCAGCAGCAACAGCAGUGCGAUGCUGCAAACUUUAAGGCGCCAUACCCUUACAAGAGCCACACCGAACUCACCACAAAGCACACUGGCCCAUUCCAGCCCGUGCCGAGACGGGUUACUGCCCUGUACCAGCCCUGGAUGCACACACCCACACCUAACAGGUCCAAACCGCAGAUUCUUUCUGCAUUCAGGGAGCAUCAUGGCUGGGCAGAGUGGAGAGAGUUCAACCCCUUGCACCCUGGAUGGGACUUUCCUAACCACUAUCAGCACCAAAGCCACAUAUCUGGCACACCUGCACUCCACCCAGGCCAUCCGUACUAUCCUUCCAGAUUCAACGCUGUCUCCCUGGAGGGUUUCCACAGAGCGAGUGGAGCGUACAGCUGGGAGAAGCACAAGACUUCAAGAGAGAAGAGUUUGAGCGCAGAGAGGCAGACCUACAGCAGGCAUAAAGGUCCAUACAUGAGGAGAGGAGAGAGAAAAACAGAGUAUUUUCCCAGGGUCGAAAGGGCAAGUACUUCACCUUUGAGCACAAGCCUACCUCACUCUCCCCGUGAGAACCCCAAACUUCGACCUGAUUUGUCGCACAGAUCAACAAAGGCUGCCUCUAUUUCAGGACAUUCCGUCAUGCAAGUUUCCCCAAACAACUCCAAAAGCGCUGGCGGCUUCACGAAGGAGGACGCUUCCACGAGGCCCUCCUCUGAGCAUGUUUCCUCCUCCACCGCCUCUCCUAACAGUUUCCCCUGGCUCCUCCCUCACUUUGUGGCCGGUUCUCUGAUUGAGCUCAGGGAUGGGCGGCUGAGGAGGGUAGAGCACCUGCAAACUGAAGACUUCCUGCUUGGCUCACUGGCCUGUCCAGACCUGCGCCUGAGCUGCUGCACGGUGCAGAGUAUCUCCCCUUCAACUUCCUCGUCCUCAAUCUCCCGCCUCCUCAUCAUGCUUCAUGACCAGCAGAGCCAGGAGCUGGUGGAUGUGUAUGUGGAGUACCCGUUCUUCGUGCGUGGGCGCGGCUGGUCUUCCUGCAGCCCUCAGAGGACUGCCCGCAUCUGCGGCCUGCAGUGCCACCAGCUCAGCGUAGGGGAUGUCUGCCUGGCUCUCACACCUGUAUUAGCUCCCCAGGCUCCACAGCCAGCCACAUCGGAGCCAAAAACCUCACCCGAGAAGUUAGAAGAGGAAGGGUGUGAGCCCCUAAAAGCAACACAUCCACAAUCUGGCCCGAGCACACUGCUUCCCACAAGGCCAGGGGAACAAGCACUGGAGCCGAAGAGGGGCGCAGAGGCGGUCCGCAGGAGGCAUUUCUCAGCCCCUGAGCUGAGAGGUCCAGGAACUAAUUGCAUGUAGUGAACAGUGGCUGUUUCAUUUGCAGGGAGCUAGCUGGUUGCUUUUCAGCUCUUUUCUAAUCAGCCUGUAUUUACUGUCAUUCUACCUCCUGAAUCAUAUUUCUGUGCUUGACUGUCGGUAUGAUGAUUGUAUCUAAGGAGGAACCGCUUAAAGAGGAAAGAUUAACUCUCAGGAUCCCCCGGAGGUGUGAUAACACAUGCUGUAUUUGUCAAGGUUAGUCAAGGAUCACACGCUGACAACAUGAAUCGUGUCAGAGCUCGACAUUGCAUCUGCUGUAAGCCUACACAAAGUCUGCAGCAGCACAUAAUUCAGAUCUUAUACGCAAGAACUCAGGCUAUGUGACACGUUUUCUUUUUGAAAUGUAGAACCAAAGUGUAAAAUUUGUGUUGCCACAUAAAACCGCUUCAGUAACAAUGCGUUUGAGGGAAACCCUGUUAGUUCAAAGGACAGCGUGUUUGAGUUUUUGGCUCUGAUGUAAGUGUUCAUAUUAUUAUUUCUAGCAGUUCUGACUAAAUCAGCCCACGUUCCUUGAAAAGCACAAAAAAAUACUCCCUCAGGUCUUCGCUGCUCAUGAUAGUUUCUCUCUUUCCUGCCUGGUAUUAUGUAAGAGUUCUUUGUGAUCACAAAAGGAAACUUCGCUCCGAAUUGGAAACUGGAUACUUUAACCAAUUUGACAAUUUCAGAUUUACAACGAACGGGAUUUUCUUCGCUACAUGAGAAGGAUUUCAUUUUACGCUUCUACCUCUAUUUCUUCGAUAACAGGUCUAACCUGUGCUUUUAAAAGCGUGGGCUGUGAUGUGUGAGUGUAAUAUGCUACGUUAGAGGCACAAAGCUUCUCGGUGAUGUCGGUAUAAAUGCCUUUUUUUUAAAUGCCUGGAUAUAUUGUAUUGUGCAUAUGCUGUGCUUUCUUUUUUGUACUGAUGCUCCGUUUUGAAUGUGUCCCACUGUUAAGAGUGGGCAUGAAAAAGACUGGAAAGUGUGCGUGUACACGGCUCGCCUAACAGUUCAUUUUAAGUGAAUAGGAUGAUCUUUAAAUGUAGAGUUAAUAAUAAUAAUGGCAGAGUUAUUGGACACAAGGUGCUGUAGGUGAAGGUGAAGCAAAGCUGAAGAAAUAAAUAUUCCAUGUGUUAACUGUGCAGCCCAUUCAGUACUUACAGAGGAGGCGUUUACAAGCCAAACAUGCGAAUAAUACUUCUGCUGAGAAAAUGUUUGAGGAAAAAAAAAGAAAAGGAAAUCUUGGUUAGACUUUCUUAAUGCGAUAAAAUAUACAGUCCGGCUGCAGCUCUGCUCUGACACCAGACAAAGUGUGGAUAGAGCAGAUGAAGGAGUGAUGUUGGAUUUCGUAGCAGGUCGUGUGGAUUGAACAGGUUAGCAGUCAGAGCCUUCAUUGACCAGCCUUGUUCCAGGUCAGCCCACUGAUGCUCAACCAGACUGGGAUCUAGGGAAUCUGCUGUGAUGCUUAAGCGUUUUCCUGAGUGAUUUGUCCUGCUGAGUGAGGCCUGCGACAAUGUUCAGGUUCAUCCAAAAACGAUGGUGAGCGGCUUCAAGAGGAAGAUUUACAGUUUUAUGAGCUGUAAAGUCGGUUUUAAU
Maylandia zebra (zebra mbuna) is the source of this 3463-nucleotide messenger RNA. RefSeq lists its product as uncharacterized. Gene Ontology annotation, biological process: negative regulation of transcription by RNA polymerase II; nervous system development. Lineage: Eukaryota; Metazoa; Chordata; Actinopteri; Cichliformes; Cichlidae. Gene Ontology annotation, cellular component: nucleus. Gene Ontology annotation, molecular function: RNA binding; protein binding. The record is from RefSeq and is a predicted model, not a curated record.